Molecule: messenger RNA, 6181 nt
Organism: Mytilus trossulus (common blue mussel)
Lineage: Eukaryota; Metazoa; Mollusca; Bivalvia; Mytilida; Mytilidae
Exons: 10
Coding region: 138-3959 (1273 amino acids)
Cellular component (GO): nucleus
Molecular function (GO): DNA binding
Source: RefSeq, a predicted model, not a curated record
AAUUUUUGCAGCCGAAAGCCUCGAACUCACGAAAUUGCAUCCCAAAUUACCAAAUAUGUCAUGAGCGAAAUUUAGCCAAAUAAUCGUUAUAAACGGAUUAAACAGAUAAAUUACAACACUUGUGUAUCGAAGGAAUCAUGCCAAGUAAACGAAAGCAUGGUAAGUCUUCAAGAACUCACAUUUUCCAAAGAUCAACUAGGGCUACAAGAUCCAGAACAAGAAGUUGUUCACAACCUAAGGUCAAAGCACCAACAGAAACAGAUGUUCCUGCAGAGAAACUUGAACUUCCUGUGGAAAAUGGUACUGAUAUAACUGAUUGCAACAGAGAAGAAGAGAAUGAUGAAAAUCAUACGGAUGGAGAACCAGAGGAACAAUCAACAGAUCUUUUAAAUGAUAGUUUUGAAGAAAGCACUUUUGAAAAACAGGAUGAUAGAUGUGAAACAACAACACAGAACGUUUCCUUGACUACUAAAAACAGAAAAUCUUUUGAAUCUGGAGUUUUAAGUGAAGAUGUGAUAGAAGUUAGUCCAUCCAUUCCUGUCUUAAAUCGGAGUAGAAAUCGAGCAAGAAGUCCAAGACGUGCACAUCGUUACAAAAGUUACAGCCAUGAAAUGCUGGUCGCAGCAUACAAAUGUGUCAAAGAUUUAAAGAUGCCAGUGAAAGCAGCAGCUCGUAUGUUUGGCGUUCCUUCAUCGACGUUACACAAUAGAGUUCAAGGUCAAGUACAAAUUGACGAUUCUAUCCUCACUUCAGACGACAUUACAAAAAUUAUCAAAAGAAUCAAAAAUGGGGAAGGACUAGAUGAAGCAUUUGCAGAUUUAACUUAUGAGAAAUCUUCCGGGAGUUUAGGGCAAGAAUAUGUGAUCCCUAGUGUUGAAGAGGACAUUAAUGAUGAUAAUAUUACAGAAAGUAUCAUGGAGAAAAUGAUUGCUGCUGGGGAAGAGAACACACCAAUUAAAGAGGAAGUUGUAGAUCCAGAAUAUGAAUACCAGUUGGAUGGAUCAAUACAAGAUGAUGAUGAUGAUAAUACAUCACUUCAUAAUAUUAGUGACGAGAUAUACAGAAAUCAGCAACAGAGGAGAAGAUCAUACAAGAGAAAUUACAAGACCUACAGCUAUGAGCAGCUAGUGGCAGCUUAUCUAUAUGUCAAGGAGAAAAAGGUAGCUGUCAAGUUUGCUGCAAGAGCCUUUGGAGUACCACCUUCUACAUUGAAUGACAGAGUACAGGGCAAGGUGUAUAUUGAUACAUCCAUUGUAAUGAACAGACCUGGAGCUAGAAAGAUUCUACCUAAACCAAAUCUACACCUGGAAACUAAACUUAGGAGUACUGAACAAGAUUCCUCGAAUCCAUCAGAGAAUCAGUCCGACCAGGAAUCAGAAGAGCCAGGUUCACCUGAUGGUACACCUGAUGGUACAUGUGAUGGUACUCCUGAUGCAGGAGAUUCUUCUGAUGUAUCACAGAUGACAAAAGAGGCAUAUGAUGCCAUUGAACAAAGACCAGAAUUCCAGAAUAUUUUCAAAAAGCACAAAUGUCGAGACCAGUACAGGAAGUAUACUCAGGAACAGCUUAUGGAAGCUUGUAAAUACUCCAUGGAAACCAAGGCUUCCUAUAGGGAAGUGUCGGAGAAGUUUGGUAUCCCACAAUCAACGCUGAGAGACAAGCUACAUGCAGUAGAGAAACUAAAUGCUGAUGUAGGUCAACCUCCAAGUAAAAAAGCAAGAAGUGAAAGUACCGAAACAAAAACAUCCACCGAGUCCACCACUAUGGUUCUUUCUCCAGAGAUACCAGACAACAAGUCAGAUUCCGACAAACUUAAUGAUCGAACAAACUAUAGACAAUAUUCCAAAGAUUCCCUGACCACUGCUGCUCACUAUGUUAUGAAGUUUAAUACUCCAAUAAUGAAGGCUGCACGAAUGUUUGGAGUCCCAGCCUCAACUCUCAAGGACCAUGUUCGAAAUAAAUUACCUCAGGACGCUGAACUUUUAACACAGCCAUCUACACCCUCAUUAAUAAAUGAUAGAGAUGAAAGAAAACUGAUAGAAUAUAUAAAGACGAUGGAGAAAUGUGGUUUUAUAUUGACCACAAGAGAAAUUAUUGAAUUUGGAUCUGAAUUAGCCAGUGCUUCACAAGAAAUUGAAGGCUCUAUCACUCUCAGUGAUUCAUGGUAUCUUGAUUUUGUCAAAAGAUGGCCUCCAUUAGGAAUGGUCAACAGAGAGGGAAGAAGUCCUAUACCUCAGGAUAUCAAAAAAUAUUUUAUGGAAUUAAAUAAAAUUUUCAACAAACACAAGUUUUUUGAACGGCCUGAGCUUGUAUAUGUUAUGGAUGAAGUUGAUAUUACUUUGGAAUACAAUCCUUUGAAAUUAGUUCCACGGAAGAGAUUUAGUAGAUCAAAUCAGAACAAAAGUGCUCAACAAAAAUUAACAUCAGUGGUCGGUUGUUCUAAUGCCUUGGGUACAACUUUACCUCCAUAUUAUCUUUUACAAUCAGAUGAAAUAGUAACCGAUGUCAUUUCUCAAUCACCUCCUGGUACACAAGCCAUGUUUGCUAAUACAGUUCGUAAAGACUGUAGCACAUUAAGAGAUUAUUUUCAGAAUCAUUUCAUGCGAUUUGCUCAGUCAGGAAGAAAUACUCAAAACCGAUUUGUUCUUGUGUUCUAUGACAGUCGGAGGACGAAUCUCAAUGUUUCUGAUAUAGAUUGGGCCAAGCGGUGGCAUAUCUUGUUAUUUCCUCUCCCUCAUCCUAUUAAGAAGGAAGAAGAAUCAGCAAGGGAAAUUCUAAAUGGCAUUUUUCUUAACUAUGGUGAUGAUGUUGAAGAAGGGAGAAGUCAAUUUGUCAAACAGAAAGGGUACAUGGCUGUCUCAAUGCCAGAUAUUUGUGGUAUAUUAGGACAAGCAUACAGGAAAUCCCUUACUUACGCACAUAUUUCCUCUUGCUUUGAAAGCUAUGGAAUAUAUCCUCUCAACCCAAGGAAUUAUGUGAGCAGAUUGGAUGCCUCAUUUCAGCUGAAGCUACACGAUCUACAGGCAAUACCUAACUAUGAAACUAAUCUCUGGUUAUUGAGUGACUUCAGUUGUACUCAAGCUGUUAAUAAUGCUAUAGAGUCCUCAUUUAAUUCUAGUGAAAGUAACAACUUGUAUUGUGGGGGAGAAAACAAUGCUCGCUAUGUUAAACACAAUAAUAGUGCCACAGAAUCAAUUAACUGUAAUGACAUUAAUCAAACAAGCUCAGGAUAUAAUCAAGAUAGUGCAGCAUUUAAUACGUCUUAUCAGGGUCUCAUUAACCAUCUUAUGGUUCAAGCUGUCAGAGAUAGUUCUCAGAUAGAACCUCAAAUACUCAAUGGUGUUGCAAUCAAAACAGAGCCACAGAUGGACUUUAGCUAUGGACAAGUUACUGGUGCUCCACAAAUUCAGGAGAGCUUUAAUCAGCAGCAAUACAUAUUAGAAAGUUCCAUCUCCUCAAAUGAAUCUCAAAAUACUCAAAACUGCCAAGUAGUUCCUCAAAUGUAUCUUUAUCAGAAUGGAGGUGAAUCUUGCAACUCAUCAAAUAAUGGGGCUGCCGAAAAUCAAAAUACAAUUACAGCUCCAGCAUCAAAUGAUGAUUUAACAAAUAAUUCACAGGUUGUAGUGCAAGCUAAAAGUAAGUGUGAAUCAUCCUCAAGUUCAAGAAGAAAAGGAAAAAGUUACAGAGUAAUUGUCAACGAACCUGAACCUGAAAAUGAGGUGACUGAUAAACAGAUUUCAGAUGAUACAGCUGAAAACCCACCUCAAGAAUCAAACAAAAUAUUCAGUAAAUCAAAAUCAGAUACAUGUAGAAAGGCCAGUAGAUUAGGAUCAUUACUGGAUGAAAAAGUUCGUAAACUUCAUGAACAAGCAAAAGCAUCAAGUGAAGUUGUUGAGGACCAUGAUGAACCUUUAAUGAAAAUAGGAGAGUUCCAAAUAGUGAUGAACAAGGGAGAAUGAUAUAUAAAAUGGAUAUAAGAUCAUGAAUAGUAAUCCAAAACCUUUUAAUAUUGUAGUGUAGUCUUUGAUGUUUUUUGAGAAUCUCUUUGGUGCCAUGUUUUGUUUGUUAAAAAUAUAUCCCAUUUGCAUUUGCAUGAUUAACAGGUGAUUAUAAUACAUUGUAUUUGUUUUUACAUUUCAAAAAAUGGAUUCUGCAUACUGCAGUCUAAUAGGUUCUACAUACUGCAGUCUUAUUAUCUAUUGAUGGGGGUUAUAAAACUUCUUUUGCUAGGUGGCAGAUUCCAUGUUUGGCAAUUAUCCUGAGCAAUGAACUUCUGAUAUAAAAGUACAGAUUUUUUUGUCAGAAAAUAGAUCUUUUCACAUAUCUUUUAAAUAAUGGACACUUUAACAAAAUGGUGUUUUCAUUAGAGAAAGGACAGACAUUUUGACAGAAAAUUCUUAUGUUUUACUUAGCAACAUGAACGAUCCUGAUAUCUUCAGAAUUUUCAAAGUUUGGAUGUACAAUGUAUAUCUUUCUUAAAUAUGAAAGGCAAAUUGAGAUUAUUUAAAUCUGACAGUACUGAACAACUUUGAUUUUGAAUUGAUGUUAAUGUACUAGUUGGGAGCACUCAAGAUAAAAAUUGUUUCUGAGACCUUUAUUAGGUCUAAGUAGUAUAUGUAGCAUGUAACAUUAUGGUCUUAAAGAGAAAUGCUACAUUUGUACAUAAAAUUGGUAUAAUUGAAUUUAUUAACGAAUUCUGUAAUUGACCUUAAUCAAAUUUAUUAUAUGCACUAACUUAGUUGAUAAUAUCUGGAAUAAAUGGGUUAAUUUUGAUAGUAUUUGUAUGAAGGCUAAAAAUAUAAAUAUGUUGGAUAAGUAUACAUAUAAAUCAAAAACUACAAGGACGUCAUACUUUUAUGAAUUGAGUAAUAUAUUUAUGUAGUCUGCACAUAGUAGCACAAAAUGUAAGAUCGAAGCAAAUUAAUAGUAAAAAAAAAAUUAGGUUUUUGCAUACAUAUUAAUUUGAGUAAAAACAUCGGCAUAAAUUGGUAUCAGCAUGAGGCAACAACCAAAGACUUUUGUAGGUUAAUAUAAUACACUUUCACCUAUAAACAUGUACAUGAAGUGUAAUAAUUUGUAGAACACUGAUUUCAAUCAUGGCUUAAACAUUUUACUCUUUAUCUAUUUUCUCCUUUCUUGGAAAAUGUUAGAUAAUGCUCCUUAAAGCCUCUUUGUGUAAAAUAUCUUAAAGUUUAGGAGGUUAACCCCAUUAGCCAAGCUAAAGAGGUUACUGAAGCAUAAUUAUUUUUUUCUACAAAGAUAUCAUAAAACACAACUUGGGACUCCAAAACAAUUAAGGGUUAAUGCAAACAUGUUAUUGUAAGUACUGUAAUGAUACAGAGAAGCCAUUCAUAAAGUAAAAACGGAACCAUAGCAAAUUUGUCAGGCGAUGAAUGCAACCUAUGAAAAACCUUUUUCAAUUCAAUUCUUGUUUAAACUGUAUAUAUUGCAUUUAAAAGGUUACAUCUCAAUAGCAAUUGUAUUUACAUCUCAAUAGUAAUUGUAUUUACAUGUGUAGAAAGAUCACAUUUUAUUGUAAAAAAGAAAAUUUUAGUAUAUCAAGCCAAUUGGGCUUGUGCAAUAAAUUUUAAUGUUCAUGUAUACCGGUAGUCACAUAUUUUUAGUGCAAUUUUCUUUUGGAUGUUGUACUUUGAGGAAUUUUACUAUGAAUUUGUUGUAUUUGUUAUAGAUGAAUUAAAGAUUUACCAUAUUCAUUAUCAUGAUAGUAAUAUAUUCAACUCUUUUGAAUAUUUUUUUUUUAAUUUAAUCUAAAUCUUGAAUAAUGGUGAUUAAUUAUGUUGACAAAGAUCUGAAUUUACAAAAUAAAAAUUAAAUUUAACAUGUAGAUGUCACAAUUUUUACAAUUGAACUUUAUUUCAACUACUAUUAUGAACAGUAUUUUAUAUGUUAAAGGCAUGUUCAAAUUUACCCACUACCAAAGGAAUAUUUAAAUUUUAUACACAACUGUUUUAAAGUUGUGCUUGUUACAUGUUCAGUUCCUUUAAGACCUUAAUCACGUGAAAUUUAUUUGAAAAAUAUUAAAAAUAACUUUGUAGAAAUACAAAAGUAAGAUAUGAUUAGACCUCUGAUAAAACAGUAUUAUUUACAGACUUUUAUAUAAUGUUGAGGAUGUUGUGUCAAUGUUUUAUAAAUCUUUUGCAAUAAAUUUACAUACACAUUU